GUGAAACAAAACAGAGACGAAAAAUAGAACAUAAAUGUCACUGCUUAGCUAGUGUUUUGUUCGGUCAAUAAAUUAAUGCAUAUUUUGCACGUAAAACUAGCCAGCCUUACUCAAUGAUCUUACUUUAAGUGAAAUACUGCGAACAAUAACUAAAUGAAACGGCCCUAACGACUCGAAGCAAAGGCGACCUUUGGAAUAUCCGAUAAUGGCCAACUAUCAUUUACACUCAAGUGAUACCAGCAUCUCCAUUCCGAGAAUCAUUACGGUGGAGAGUGUCAAUUACUAUGAGAUUUUGAUCAAAUGCGGUCAUAUAAUGUGGACAGUUAAGCGAAGGUAUCGUGAUUUUGAUGAUUUACAUAACAAACUUGUUCAGGAGCGCAGUGUCUCGAAAGAUAAACUUCCACCGAAAAAAAUUAUCGGAAACAAAAGUCCAAGCUUCCUGAAACUACGACAAGAAGCACUCGAACAAUAUUUGAAAGAAAUGUUAAUAUUUCUAAAGGUGACAAUGCCAAAAGAGUUUGUCGAGUUCCUCGAUUUCCAUCGAUACGACAUUAUAUUCAUAGCGCAUAACUUGGCUAACUCGUUUUUCCUGCGGGGUGAAACGUUCCUAGCCAAAUCGAAAAAGUAUGGAUUUUCCGUUCUGGAGUUGCAUGCCAUUAGCGAACGACUUAAACUGCCAUGUCCGCCAACGGAAGCCGCCGAUAGCUGUUUGGACUUUUCUCACAUAAUGGAUUUUUGCUCCCAGUUGGAGACGGUAAUAGUUCUACCAACGAAGCAUAGUCUCCCGAUGAUUUUGUAUGAUGACGAUUCCGAAAAAUACAUUCCCCACUCGUUACACAAACCGAUUGGUAGCAGCAAUUUGAUACCAUCACAGCUAAGAUAUGAUCUUAGUGUGUUCAAAGGAUUGAAAAAUCUUAUAAUUUAUGGUAUCUCAACGGAGAAUAUUGAGAACGUUGGUGGCCUUCGCGAGAGCUUAGUUAGGAUUGAAGUAUACAAAAGUGAGGUAAAACACGUCAGACAAAUAGCACUUUGUGAUGACAUCCACAAAAACACCGAGGAGUUGGAUUUGCUGAAGCAAUGGAAAAAUCUCAAGCACGUGGUUUUCAAAGAAAAUCAACUGACAGAAAUUGAUCAUACGAUACGCUUGUUGCCAAAAGUAAAAGAUUUGGUUCUAGAUAAAAAUCAAAUUGAAAGUAUAGACCAUCUCAGCCAUUUGAACAAUUUGCAAGUACUUAGUCUGCGUUGCAAUCGGAUAUCUGAAUGUCACAAUUGGCACGUGCAGCUGGGAAAUCUUAUAAGCCUUAAUCUGUCACACAACCGUAUUCGAGUGCUAGAUGGUCUGUCCAGACUGUACUCACUUGUAAAUCUUGAUCUAAGUUAUAAUCAGAUCGACGAUAUCAAUGAAAUUGAUCAUAUAGGAAACCUACCUUUACUGGAAAAUCUUCGACUACAGGGAAAUCCGGUGGCAGGAAGUGUUGACUAUCGAGCCCGCGUUCUGUCUCGCUUUGGCGACCGGUUACAGGAAAUCUAUUUAGAUAAUGAGAAGGGUAAUCAAGCUGAAUAUGAUACGGCUUUGGUGCUAUCGGCAUUGCGUAUAUCUGCUCAAAAUUCUCAAAAAAAGUUGCACAGUUUGCUAGAUACGACUGCAUCAGUUGAUGGUAAUUGCCCGGGAUCCAGUGGGUCAAGAUAACAUUAGCCACGUGUUUUCUGUUCUGUGUUUAUAUCUUAGAAAUGGUUUCAUUGGUGCUACGUGAUACAUAAUUGUUCAUGAUUGACACUCCAUGAAACACUUUUAAUCUCCCAAUUUAUUGUUAUUUUUAUGACAUAUAAGAACGUGAUUCGUCAUAGCUGUAUUAUAAGAGAAAUAUAUAAUAAACAAUAAAUAUUUUUAGUAUCCUCAA
Molecule: messenger RNA, 1901 nt
Organism: Malaya genurostris
Lineage: Eukaryota; Metazoa; Arthropoda; Insecta; Diptera; Culicidae
Product: nischarin
Exons: 4
Coding region: 206-1690 (494 amino acids)
Cellular component (GO): cytoplasm
Molecular function (GO): protein kinase binding; integrin binding; phosphatidylinositol binding
Source: RefSeq, a predicted model, not a curated record